AAAUGUCAAUGUCAUAAUAAAAUCAACACACUUUGUUUUGACUUUUGGAAAAAUAUCACAUGUGCGUUUUGCGCACUUCGGUGUUCGUUCUACAUUAUAAAUGUGUUAAAACAAAGCAAAAUGAAUUCAAAGAAGAUAGCCAAGAACCCUUCUUUGGCGUACACAAGCCACCCAGACUACAGAAAACCGCCUAAAAUCGCUAAUCCGUAUCUUCAAUGUCUCGGCGCGCCUCACAUAGACUCUUUUAACUACAUGUUACACGAUGGUCUGAAUGCAGCGAUAGCGGAUUUAGUCCCCGUUGAAUUUGAGUUGCCGAGCGGGGAACGUGUGAAGAUAACUAUCGAUGAGGCAGGAUUCGCGAAGCCCAGUGUACCCAUGGAGGCUGUAGGUGUUAAGAAUCAGACAGUACUGCCAACGGAGUGCAGGCAGAGAGCAGCUACUUAUAAAGGGGACUUUAAAAUCCGACUAACGCUCACUAUAGACGAUAAAGCUAUUACGGUUGAUAGGUCUCUGGGAGCUCUACCUAUUAUGAUAAAGUCAAAAAUGUGCCAUUUAGCGGACCUAUCUCCAGAGGAGUUGGUGGAGAACAAUGAACAUGCAGACGAGUGGGGAGGAUACUUCAUUGUGAAGGGUCAUGAGCGUCUUGCCCGUAUGCUCUUGGUGACGAGACGCAACUACCCAGUGGCCAUCAAGCGAUCAGGAUGGAAGAUGCGAGGGAACCUCUUCUCAGAUUACGGCAUCAUGGUCCGGUGUGUCACUUCAGACCAGACCAGCACUAACAACGUACUGCACUUCCUAACGAACGGCACAUGCAAGCUGAUGUUCUCGUAUCGUAAGAUGAUGUACUACGCUGCUCUACUGCUCAUCAUGAAGUGCCUGGUGGACUGGCCCGACCACUACAUAUACAGGCUGUUGUUACACGGAAAGAAAAACGAUCUCUACUAUGUUAACUGCAUCCAGAACAUGUUACGAGAGCUCCACGAGGAAGGUCUCCACACGUCUGAGGAGUGCCGCCUCUUCCUAGGCCGGAUGUUCAGGCCGAAGCUGUACGAGCUGCCGCCCUGGGCCAGCGACCUGGACGCCGCCAACUUCCUGCUCGACCGCUGCAUACUGAUACAUCUGAAGGACCACAAGGAUAAGUUCAAUGCCCUGGUGUUCAUGACGCAGAAGCUGUAUGACCUUGUACAGAAUAAGUGUAAGGUGGAAGGCGCCGACGCCGUCAUGGUCCAAGAGCUGCUGUUGGGCGGGCACCUGUACCUGCAGAUCUUGAAGGAGAGGCUUCAGCAGCUGACCAGCAUCGUUAGGAUACAGCUGCAGAGGAAGGCCAAGACCGGCAAGAAACUGAAUAUAGGACAGCACGAACUACAACAAAUCCUCCGCAGCGCUGGCAACCUUGAACAAAAGAUGGAGACAUUCCUGGCGACGGGCAACGCCCCGUCCAAGAACGUGAACCUGGCGCAAGACAAAGGUCUCACUAUAGUAGCGGAGAAUAUCAACAGGAUGCGAUACAUGUCGCACUUCAAAUCGAUCCACCGCGGCUCGUUCUUCAUGGAGAUGCGCACGACGGAGGCGCGGCAGCUGCUGCCGGACGCGUGGGGCUUCGUGUGUCCCGUACACACGCCCGACGGCGCGCCCUGCGGACUGCUCAACCAUCUCACCAUGACCGCGCAGGUAACACAAACCCCUGAGGCGAAGCAAGUAGCGGCGUUACCACAAGUGUUGGAGAGAUGUGGCAUGGAGCCGGUGUCCAUAAUAUCCCAGACGCCGAUAUCUCGCGACGUGUACAAGUACCCGGUGUUCGUGGACGGCCGCCUGGUGGGAUACUUCCCCGAGGACACUGUGGACAAGUCAGCCGCCUACCUGCGGACCCUCAAGAUUAAAGGCGAGGAGGUGCCUAUCACCACGGAGAUCGUUGUCGUGCCGAAGAAAGAGAUUUGCGCACAAUAUGCAGGCGUAUUCCUAAUGACGAGCGAAGCCCGCAUGAUGCGGCCCGUCAUCAACCUGGCCACCGGACAGCUCGAGCUCAUCGGGACCAUGGAACAGCUGUACCUGGACAUCGCCGUCACACACCACGAGAUACACAAGGGUAAAACGACCCAUGUGGAGUUAUCGCAGACAGCGUUCAUGAGCAACCUGGCGCAGCUCGUGCCCAUGCCAGACUGCAACCAGUCGCCUCGUAACAUGUACCAGUGCCAGAUGGGUAAGCAGACGAUGGGCACCCCGAUCCACACGUGGCGUACGAACGCGGAGACCAAGUUAUACCGGCUGCAGAACCCCGCCACGCCUCUGUUCCGACCCACACACUACGACAACAUCGGCCUGGACGACUACCCCUGUGGGACUAAUGCUAUUGUUGCUGUUAUAUCUUAUACCGGCUACGACAUGGAAGAUGCGAUGAUCAUCAACAAGUCGGCCUACGAGAGGGGUUUCGGUGCGGGUUCCGUAUACAAGUCGGAGUUCGUGGAGCUGGCCCACCCCGCCUCCUACUUCUGCAGGGACCAGGCUCGCCAGGACCUGGCGCAGUAUAUCGACGAUGAUGGACUGCCUGCCGUCGGGGCUAGGCUACAACCUGAUGCGCCGUUCUAUUCUUUCUAUGACGCGGAGAAGAAUAUAUUCGUGGUGAGCAAGUACCACGGGAAGGAGGAGGUGUUCGUGGACAGCGUGAGGCUCUGCGGGGACUUCAGCUCCCGGCCGCUGAAGAAGGCUUGCAUCAUGCUGCGGCUGCAGCGUAACCCAACCGUGGGCGACAAGUUCGCCUCGCGCGCUGGACAAAAGGGCAUCUGCUCUCAGAAGUGGGCUGCCGAGGACCUGCCCUUCACGGAGUCGGGGUUGGUCCCCGACAUCCUGUUCAAUCCUCACGGCUUCCCGUCUCGGAUGACCAUAGCCAUGAUGAUCGAGUGCAUGGCGGGGAAGGCCGCCAGUAUACAUGGACAUGUCCAUGACGCCACCCCAUUCCGCUUCAACGAGAAAGACACAGCUAUCAAUUACUUCGGGCGUUUGCUGGAAGCGUCCGGCUACAACUAUUACGGAACUGAGCGCAUGUACAGCGGCGUCGACGGCCGCGAGAUGGACGCCGAUAUCUUCUUCGGAGUCAUUCAUUAUCAGAGGCUCAGGCAUAUGGUGUCUGAUAAGUGGCAGGUCCGCACGACGGGCGCGGUGGACGCGCUGACGCGGCAGCCCGUGAAGGGGCGGCGGCGCGGCGGCGGCGUGCGCCUCGGCGAGAUGGAGCGCGACGCGCUCGCCUCGCACGGCGCCGCCUUCCUGCUGCACGACCGCCUGUUCCACUGCUCCGACAAGACGCAGGCCGUACUGUGCUCAAAAUGUGGGACUCUACUUGGCCCAAUGGUGGGCAAGAGCGACUCUACGAAGGACACGUGCCGUCUGUGCGGCGAGGGACACCUGGUCUCCGUGGCUAUACCAUACAUCUUCAAGUUCUUCGUGACACAACUUGCGUGCGUCAAUAUUAACGUCAAAAUCAACUGUUCGGAACAUCUGUCCAUAACUGGCUGCUAGAUUAAGUGAUUAAUAAAUAUUGUUAUAGUGAA
Messenger RNA from Trichoplusia ni (cabbage looper), 3545 nucleotides. RefSeq names its product DNA-directed RNA polymerase I subunit RPA2 (gene RpI135). The record is from RefSeq and is a predicted model, not a curated record. Gene Ontology annotation, cellular component: RNA polymerase I complex; nucleus. Gene Ontology annotation, molecular function: DNA binding; DNA-directed RNA polymerase activity; ribonucleoside binding. Gene Ontology annotation, biological process: DNA-templated transcription. Lineage: Eukaryota; Metazoa; Arthropoda; Insecta; Lepidoptera; Noctuidae. Bases 121 to 3513 code for a protein of 1130 amino acids. The transcript has 20 exons.